AUUCUUCAGUCACGUGCAUGUAGUGUAGUGUAGUGCAUGUCAUUCAUAGCAUACUUCGGUAUUAGCUGGUGAUACAGCAACUUGUCAAAUAGUUGUAAAUAUUUGUUACAUUUACAUUGUUUCUAUUGUAAGUUGUGUAACAUUAGCCCUCCCGCCGUGAUGGACGCACUGCUCUCCAGGCUCUUCUCCUCGGAAGAAGAGGAGCUGCACAUUUUGGACUGCAUGGCUUACUUUAUGGUUUUCAUGGCAGCCUGCACUUUCGUUACUUUGCUCUUCGAAAAUGUCCCAUACGGGCGAUAUGCUACCAGCAAAUAUGGAUUUCCAGUUAAUGUCAGGUUUGCUUGGUUCGUUCAGGAGCUGCCAGCGUUUGUGGUGCCUUUGUGUCUGGUAGUUUGGACAUCCUCUGGGAAAACCUCUCUAGUGCCCAACCAGCUGCUCAUUGCCAUGUAUUUCUGCCACUAUAUUCAGAGAUCCCUUAUUUAUCCGUUUUUAAUCCGAGGAGGUAAAGCAACACCAUUCGCCUCAUUUGCCCAGGCCUUUGUUUUCUGCAUCUAUAAUGGCUACAUGCAGAUCAGGUACCUGAGCCAUUAUGCUGAGUACCCUGCAUAUUGGGUUACACAUCCAUGCUUCAUCGCAGGGUCUGUACUGUGGUUGGUCGGUUGGCUGGUGAAUGUGCACUCUGACCACAUCCUGAGGAAACUGAGAAAGCCCGGAGAGACUGGUUACAAGAUUCCCACAGGCGGAAUGUUUGAAUAUGUGUCUGGAGCCAACUUCUUAGGAGAGAUAACAGAGUGGGCAGGCUUCGCUCUGGCUGGCCACUCUGUUCACAGUUCAGCUUUUGCCAUCUUUACCACAGUGGUCCUCGCCAGCAGGGCUGUGGCCCACCACAAAUGGUACCUCGCUAAGUUCGAAGACUACCCUAAAAGUAGGACGGCACUGAUUCCCUUCCUGUUCUAAAAACACUGUGUGUACUGGAAGCUUGAAAAGAUGAAAGAGGGACCUUGAAUUAAGUCCAACACAUUUUCCUGCCUCAUUUUGCUCUGGGUGUCAUGAGAAAGACUUUUCUACAUACCUCAUCAUCAUCACACACUCCUGGAAGGGAAGCCACUUUGGAACAAAAAGCAACAGCAUCUCUGUCCUGUAAAGACUGAGACUGUAGCAGGCCUGUCCACAGCUACUGGGCUGCAGGGAAAUCAAAUGGAGAUCAAGCAUGGCCCCUCAAUAACUCACCCAUGCCUGAAAUGAGAAGAAGAGAGUGUUACCUCAAUAUAUCACUCCUGUCAGGGUUUUCUGAGACAGAGAGAAGAGAAGAAGAACUGGUAAAGAAAUGAAAGGGGAAAGUAUCGAGGGGUAUGUGAAAGCAGUAGCACGUUGAGCAUAAAUGACACUGAAUGGAUGAGGGUGUGUGUGAUUUGAAUGAAAAGAAGGAGACUGGGAGAAAAGAUAAGAAAAGGAAACAUUGGUUUCAAUCUUAACAUCUCUUCUAUUGUGUAAUUGUUUCAUAAUCACUUUUACCAUGAGCCAAAUAAGUGAUCUGUGAUCUGCCUUAUUUUCAGCGUUUCUCAAAAUAGGUUUAGAUUGGAAACAAGUGUGAUUAUCUAUCACUUUGGUAACAUUUUUCACAACUUAAAUUCAUAUGCAAGGGCGUUUCCUCAUAACUUUUCUCCCUUUCCCAGCAGAGGACAUUUUCCAACCAGUAACAGACAAGGUCACGUCAUAUGAAUUAAAAAAAAAAGUGUUGCAUUUAAAAUAAAUGUAUUUUGUCAUUGUUUUUACACAUGGCCUCAUCAAUAAAUAAUAGGGCCGCUGUGUUUGAGUGUGAUGACAAAUGAAGGCUGUGUGUCGCUGAAGGCUACGCAGAGUAACAUCCUUCAUGUUCGAGGUCCCCACGGUCUCUCUUCCAGGCUAUUUCCUGUGUAUCCUCUUGAUCCACGCUUUUGGUAAUUGCAUCACUACAUUCCACAGCAAGUAUUUACUGAGCCUGCCAUCUGACUAUAAUACCAUUCAUCUUCAGGCAGACACCAUUGGAUGUUCUUUUUAUAUGCAAAGCAUUUCAAUGAACUAGCUUUUAACUCAAACUUACAUAUUCAUUCACGCAGGCUGCAGAACCUCCACAAGGAGCGCUACUCUGUAAUAUUCCAUUUACACAUGCCAACCUGCACCACCUAUAGGAAAGAAAAGCAACAGCAGCUUAAGAGUGUUACAACAGCAGUUUUCUUUUUUUGGCUGCUGUCACGUGUGUUCACGCGGUUUUGAGAAUUCAGGUUGUAAAACACCAAAUUUUAGCUUUUUAAGAUUUUGUCAAUUCAUUUAUAAUUUGUUUGUCUGUCUAAAUAUGUAUUUAUGUAUGUAAGUUGUUUCAGGAACUAGACCAUAAGCGACUGGAGAAAUGGUCAGCUAAUCAGAGCUAACUAUAAUAAUGCUAAAAAAAAAAAAAAGUGUAGAUCAAUAUCAAGCACCCAUUCCAGAACUUACAAUGCUAAUGUCCUUUUCUUUUGGCCUCUUCAUCCCAUGGCUUUUUUUUUUUUUUUUUUUUUUUUUUUUGUCGGUGUGUGUCUUUGGACAAAAUUUAGUUAGGAUCCUCUCCCUCCCUUUCCAAACCAACCAGAAGAACAGUCCUGGAGGACAGACAGUGACACUCAGAGCAGUGUGAACUCCAUAUUCUUCCCAGUAUUUAGCAGAAAAUAUGCUCCAGUUUAAGUAAUGCUCAGGUUUUGCCGGUUUAAAAUGUGUAAAAAGCAAUGCAAAGAAAAAUGAACAUAAAGCCUGCAGGGGUGCAAGUGUUACAAUUAAAGAAGCUAUGUUUUUUCUUGCCUAUAGAUGGCACACAUCAGCAUGCCUACAUCUUCAGGGCUAAACUGCUGUUGUUACUUUUCUUGCCUGGAGGUGGUGCAGAUUGACUGGAACCGCAUGUCCAGAUUUGCAGUUCUGAACAGGAGCCGCUGGAUGAUAUUCUCUGGGCCCAUUGUUACUCUGUCCAUGUUAUACUGUAUAUAACCCCACAGCGGGGCCGACACACCACAGGCAAUAUGUUCAUGUGUAGAAAUGUUAAAUAGCUGUUGAUAUAUAAGUGUAAAUGCAGCGUUCCACUAAUGUGGGUUAAAAAUCUGGAACAUGCUGCGGCCUCAUUAUCAUUCAGUCCACAUGCAGUCUCAGACUACUGCCUGCUUCCUUAAUAUUAUCUGCUAUUACUGUUAAGCCUGAGAGCAUACUGUUGACUUCUCCUGCCCUGUCUCUGUUUAUACGUGUGUGUGUGUGUGUUAGGCAUCUGUCAGCUAUGGCCCAGUCGUCACCAAUGUGGUAAUCCCAUAAAAGCUGACAAUGAGGCAAACCAGCCUUGAAAUCACACACACACAGUCAGUGUUGCCGUUUGGCUUGAGCCGAGAUUGUGACAUGAUGAGAUGAGAGGAAUAACCUAUUCAAUCUGGUGUGUCACUCAAACGCCUGUGUUUCAUACAGUGUAAGAUAGAGGGAGAUAGAAGGAAGAGCUGUGAUUUGUACAGGCGUACAGUGGGGAGUGAGCAGCUGUGUGUAUGCCUGAGCGUGUUAUACAGAGAGCUACAUGUCCUAGCCGGCACACAGUUUGCUCUGGGGGGUUUUCCUUGACUCUGUCACAUGCUGCACGUGAGUAGCAGGGGUUGGGGGCGGGCAUUAUGCAAGACGCUCUCUCCCUCACUCUCUCUCUUACAUGCAUACACAUCCCAGAAGGUGGUGGUUAUGCCUUAUCCAGCCUGCCUCCGCUCCAUCCAUAGAACUUAAUGGGCUGGGAGAUGGCUGUUACUGGGGCUGGGUGGAUGAUCAACACCACCUGCUAUGCAUUGCCCACAGCAUUUGGGCUCACGGGCCGCAGUGUACAUCUGAAAUAAUAAACAGAAAAAGAAGGAGCUCCAUUUAUGCUUAGACAGUGAAAAUACUCUGUUGCCCUGUGGAAUGCAGUGUGAGUUUUCUGCUGUUUGUAUGUGAGCAGCAUUUCAAGGGCCAGAGGUUGUGAUAAUGGCUCCCAGUAGUAUUUGAGAUGCCAGCUGACAUGACAAUGUGGCCUCCCUCUCUGUCUAAUGUUAAUGUAAAUAGUAUUUUAAAUGUUUAUAGUGUUUUUGUUGUGUUUUUUUUUUGUCAGAGUUUUCCUAAACAGAGGCACAGGAUACUGUGGAUCCAUGCCUGGGUUACCCACAGAGAAAGAGACAGAUUCCCUGUGUGUCCCAAACUAUUAAUGGCACACAAAUCCACCGCUUUGCAUAUAUAUAUAAAUAUGUAACAUCUCUUACCUUCUUAUUUCAGUUUAAAUAUGCGGCAAUACUUCAAGAUAGCUAUCUGAGGCUAGGGUCUUAACAGUUAUCUGUCAUUCCUGCAAGAUUCAGCCACUGUCGAGACGCAUAUUGAUGGGGGAUCCCCUAUGAACCCCACCCACCCGUUCCCCCACCCGGUGGUGAUGGCCGGGAGGUGGAGAUAAGAGAGUACCUCUGGGUUCCCAGCCCCUGCUUCAAGAGCCACUGGACCACAUUAUUGCCGUUUUACCGUGUACUUCAUGUGUUGUUCAAUUCAAUAAUUAUUAAAUAAAUAUUCAAUAUGUA
Molecule: messenger RNA, 4571 nt
Organism: Siniperca chuatsi (mandarin fish)
Lineage: Eukaryota; Metazoa; Chordata; Actinopteri; Centrarchiformes; Sinipercidae
Gene: srd5a1
Product: steroid-5-alpha-reductase, alpha polypeptide 1 (3-oxo-5 alpha-steroid delta 4-dehydrogenase alpha 1)
Exons: 6
Coding region: 160-957 (265 amino acids)
Biological process (GO): steroid biosynthetic process
Cellular component (GO): membrane
Molecular function (GO): 3-oxo-5-alpha-steroid 4-dehydrogenase activity
Source: RefSeq, a predicted model, not a curated record